Molecule: messenger RNA, 2217 nt
Organism: Jatropha curcas
Lineage: Eukaryota; Viridiplantae; Streptophyta; Magnoliopsida; Malpighiales; Euphorbiaceae
Product: probable glycerol-3-phosphate dehydrogenase [NAD(+)] 1, cytosolic
Biological process (GO): carbohydrate metabolic process; glycerol-3-phosphate catabolic process
Cellular component (GO): cytosol
Molecular function (GO): glycerol-3-phosphate dehydrogenase [NAD(P)+] activity; NAD binding
Source: RefSeq, marked provisional
GAGCAACUAUCCAUUUCAAAGGCGUUCCAUUUCUUCAAGUACCCAGUUAAGUUUGCGUGAAUUGGCAUGUGGAAUGAGCAGAAGCAAACACAAAACUAAAAUCGGUGUUACCGCUUUGAGGAAGCCGACAAGUGAAGUUGUUUCGCUGUUCCUUCUUCGUGUCUCCUUUUUCAACUGUUAAGUAUAUGCAGUUCUCGCCAAUAUCUUGACCGGGUUGUCGGUGAGCCGCUGAUGGGAUUGAGUAUCUUGAAAAACUCGAGUCAGAAUAUUCAUUCUAGAUCGAUGCUCUAGAAUUUCUGAUUUCUGGGUCAAUGGUUGCUGACAGUGAUUGUGUUUGCCAACAAAAUCUAGCUGUUGUUAUGCUCGAUUGUUGAUUUGCUGACCUAAGCUAUUACUUUUGUUCGAGGGAUAUAGCCUAUAUAAAUAUUUAAAUCGGCUUGUGGCAAAAUCCAUAGAAAUCGAUCAAAACUUGAUUUUUACCUUUAGAGACAUACAUUCAAUAUUGUCUGUGGAGCAUCGGGUAUAUCGCCAAGAAAGUUUGUUGCUUUGGUAUUGGUUAUACGUUUUGUAGACGUUUCUUGCCUAGAGUAAUUGAGUGGAGAAAAUGGUAGAAAAUACUGAAGCAUCGAAUCAAACUGUGUAUUCAAAUGGGUCGAUUCAGAAUCAAACCUUAAACGGUCCUCUAGAAGAGAAACUCGAUCAGCUUCGGCGUCUUAUGGGCAAAGCAGAAGGUGAUCCUUUAAGGAUUGUCGGCAUUGGCGCAGGUGCUUGGGGUAGCGUGUUUACUGCUUUGUUGCAAGAUAGUUAUGGUCACCUAAGACAUAAGGCUUUGAUAAGGAUAUGGAGAAGGCCUGGCAGAUCAGUUGAUAGGGCCACAGCUGAGCAUUUAUUUGAAGUGAUCAAUUCAAGGGAAGAUGUACUAAGGAGAUUGAUUAGGCGUUGUGCCUACUUAAAGUAUGUCGAAGCAAGAUUAGGUGAUAGGACUUUGUAUGCAGAUGAGAUUUUGAAAGAUGGCUUUUGCUUAAAUAUGAUUGAUACUCCUCUUUGCCCUUUGAAGGUUGUGACCAAUUUGCAGGAGGCUGUGUGGGAUGCUGAUAUUGUCAUUAACGGGCUGCCCUCAACUGAAACCCUUGAAGUGUUUGAAGAAAUUAGUAGGUAUUGGAAGGAGAGAAUUACUGUACCUGUCAUCAUCUCUUUGGCAAAGGGUGUAGAGGCUGAGUUGGAGCCUGAACCACGCGUAAUAACUCCCACUCAAAUGAUCAAUCGAGCAACUGGAAUUCCAAUGGAGAACAUCCUCUAUCUUGGAGGACCUAACAUUGCCUCAGAGAUAUACAAUAAGGAAUAUGCCAAUGCCCGAAUAUGUGGCGCAGAAAAAUGGAGGAAACCUUUGGCAAUGUUUUUAAGGCAGCCCCACUUUAUAGUGUGGGAUAAUGGUGAUCUUGUUACUCAUGAACUCAUGGGUGGCUUAAAAAAUGUCUAUGCCAUUGGAGCUGGAAUGGUAGCCGCUCUUACCAACGAGAGUGCAACCAGUAAAUCAGUGUACUUUGCACAUUGUACAUCAGAGAUGAUAUUUAUCACACAUUUGUUGGCAGAAGAACCUGAGAAACUUGCCGGUCCCCUAUUGGCUGAUACUUACGUUACCUUGUUGAAAGGUCGUAAUGCAUGGUACGGUCAGCACUUGGCCAAAGGAGACUUGAACCUUGAUAUGGGCGAUAGCAUUAAGGGCAAGGGGAUGAUUCAGGGUGUAUCUGCUGUGAAAGCCUUCUAUGAACUGCUAAGUCAAUCCUGCUUAAGUGUUCUACAUCCUGAAGAAAACAAGCCUGUGGCUCCAGUUGAAAUUUGUCCCAUAUUGAAGAUGCUAUAUAGAAUACUCAUAACAAGGGAGUUCUCGGCACAAGCCAUUCUGCAAGCAUUAAGGGAUGAAACAAUGAAUGACCCUAGAGAUCGCAUUGAGAUUGCACAAAGCCAUGUUUUCUACAGACCUUCACUUUUGGGACAGGAGCCUUGAUGGCAUACCUCCUGCUGUCUAUCUUUUGCGUGUACUGUUGCCGCUUGUAGUUUAAACUAUUUUAGGUUUGGUAUCUAAAUUAUUAGGAGAAAAGGGUUAGGAUUCCAUAAUUUGUUGAGUUUACAACAAAAAUCAAAUCUAAAGCAAUUUAUUUAUUUUUUUUGUUUAACUAUGAUUUGAGAAAUUCAUCUUACAGUUUUUAUACCAAA